AUGAGUGUGGCAAACGUGAUGGCACAACCUACGGCCGCUGGGACAGCCAUGGCCACGAAUGCGAACAAGAUGACUCGAGCUGUGAAGUCUCAAUGGGAUAAGCGAUCGCAGCAGAAUCGAGACAAAGCACCCGAGCAGAACGUGGACUCUCAAAUCGAUGAUGUCUUCCUUGUUCUGGCAUUACUCGGUGAGGCUCUCUUGCCGCUAGGAGUCUUCGACGAAGCGCAAUACUCGAGCACCUUAGCAGAUGUCCACUCCGCAAUCGCAAGUUCAGGUCUUCCGGCAAUGGCAGACAUGUUCAAGAAGCUCCCCACGGAGUUGCAGUAUCUGUGUACAGCAGGGCUCACUAUGUGCGCAGUGUUCGCACCCAUGCAUGUAUACCGUGGCUUUGGCGCAUGCGUUUACAGCGAAUGGGACUGGGGAUGCCCCGACCUGAAGUAUCUGGAGAAGAAAGUCAAGAAGGAGACCAGCAUGUUCUCGAAGAUGCCGGACCCUCAGCCAAAUAAGCAAGUCCUGCUGGCCUUCGAUCGUGUGGCACAAGUCUUGCAGGUCAAAAGCAUGUCAUUUCUUACCUCAAGGCCCUCAAUCUCUGGAUUUGCAGAAGCCCAGCCACGAUACGGACCACGCUCUGACAAGGAGGUAAAGGAUAGCCUAGAUCUGUGCGAGGACCUAGGCAAGAAUCUGGACAAGCGCGGUCAUCCUUCGCCACCAGGGACAAAGAUUGUUAGCUGGGGCAUACCUUGGGCCGGUUGGACUAGCACAUUCAGCUGUCAGCUAACUAAAGACUGGGAAUUGGUACUGCUUAACCAGAUGGAUCCAGGCCGUCUACUGCAUGCUUUCCUCUGUAGAGGUAGCCUUACCCUAGAUGAAGGACAACUCCUUACGCUCCCGCCAGGUUCGCCGGCCGAGAGUCUUGCUUGCUGGCUUGCAGGGCUGCCCACCAUGCGGCAUAAGAUCAUCACCUGGGACUCCUUCGAAACAGCUUACUUCGAAAAGAAGGUCGGCAAGAGAAUGACUGCUAAGCUAGGUCAAUAUCCUCUUCCUAACAAGUUUGUGAUCCGAGAUGCGGUUGCUGUCGUAAGACCAAUAUCGCCGCCUGGUCAAAUCACGACAUCACUCCUGCACAGGACAGUGUCGCCGCCUCCUUACUCUCCAGCUCGCGAUGCCAGGGAUCCUACGUCACCUGCCGACUGGUCCUCGGUUGCAGAGUUGUCCAAUGCGAGUACGGACACAUUAGAGCUCGGCGACAGGGAUGCUGCAGAGUUGGAGCACCGCGAUGUCAAGCCAGAGAUCGACAGUAGACCAGUGACUGGUGGCGCAUCUUCAUUUCCAGCAACGCCGGCGUCUUCAUCUGCAAAUGUGAUACAGAAGUCGACAACAGUCCCAGCUCGUAAGCCAACGCCAAGUGCGGUGUCUGAACAUCCUACAGUAACACUGCCAGUCAGAGCGCAGACCGAAGUACUCAGGAGCAAAGACCACAUACGAGAGGACAGAAGCGAUUCCGCGCCACCGCCCUUGCCACCAAAGGUUCUCAACGAUCAUGACCCGGUGCCCGUCCUGUACUCGCCUGCUGGCCGGUCUGUCGAAGCUUCCGCCUUCGACAGUCCAACUGAUCUGGGGCCACACUAUCUUCGACUACUACAGUCUGUCGCGAGAGGUCACAUCACGCCGCAACAGGUACAAGAGAUGUUUAUCAGCGGCUCUAUACAUUCUCCGCUAUCAUCGUACCUCACCGCGGAGCCACAGGAACUCGAUAGCAACCCAGCCCCACCCAAGUUUAUGGGAGUGAGCAUUCCACGAGGUGAAGUCAGGAGACAGUCUGGCUCGAAUUCUCUCGACCAAAAGUUUCCACUUUCAUGA
Messenger RNA from Fulvia fulva, 1860 nucleotides. RefSeq lists its product as uncharacterized. The transcript has a single exon. NCBI's taxonomy places the organism in Eukaryota, Fungi, Ascomycota, Dothideomycetes, Mycosphaerellales, Mycosphaerellaceae. The record is from RefSeq and is a predicted model, not a curated record. The coding region runs from base 1 to 1860 and encodes 619 amino acids.